AUGAACAACACCGACAAGCUCACGGCCACGGCGACGACGGUUGUUAACGGUAUCAUGGUGAGUUUGCAAAUCGAGAGGAUUCACCAGACACGCGACAGACCGGGUGAGCUGGAGCCACUGGAGUUAAUCUCACAUCAGCUGGUCUCGUUCGGGAUGGGCGAUGGGGAUGGUGUGGCACACGAUAUGGACGGAUGGAUAUCAGAGAUUGGAGUCACGGAAACAGGACAACAGAUGACAGCAGGAAAGGACAUGGCGACAAUUUGCGUGUAG
Messenger RNA from Aspergillus chevalieri, 270 nucleotides. RefSeq lists its product as uncharacterized. The transcript has a single exon. The record is from RefSeq and is a predicted model, not a curated record. Lineage: Eukaryota; Fungi; Ascomycota; Eurotiomycetes; Eurotiales; Aspergillaceae. The coding region runs from base 1 to 270 and encodes 89 amino acids.